AUCCUGUCCCGCUACCAGCACUUGGAGGUGUUAGGGCUUUGCCAGAUAUGCACGCUGUUGCCAGUCUCAGGCCGGUGCCGGCGCAGCUUGCGGCUAGCAGGCCAGUUGGCGCCAGGCGAUGCCGGCGAACGUUCCGAUGCAGAGCCCGCCAGGACGACGUGCUGGCCAAUGAGCCUGAAAUAAAGCUGGUCAAUGGCGCGGUCACCUCUGGCCCCAGCUUGGCGGUGGAGGUCAAUGGCUUGAAGCUGCCAAACCCUUUUGUCAUUGGGUCGGGGCCGCCGGGUACCAACUAUGCGGUGAUGAAGAAGGCGUUUGAGGAGGGGUGGGGCGCUGUGAUUGCCAAGACCGUGAGCUUGGACAGCAGCAAGGUGAUCAACGUCACUCCGCGGUAUGCCAAGAUGAAGAGCAGCGACGGCAAGGAGGUGAUUGGCUGGGAGAACAUCGAGCUCAUCAGCGACCGGCCGCUGGAGGUGAUGCUGGAGGAGUUCAAGCGCCUCAAGGCGGAGUUCCCGGACCGCGUGCUCAUCGCCUCCAUCAUGGAGGAGUACAACCAGGCGGCGUGGGAGGAGCUGAUUGAGCGGUGCCAGGAGGCGGGCGUUGACGCUUUCGAGAUCAACUUCAGCUGCCCGCACGGCAUGCCCGAGCGCAGGAUGGGGAUGGCCAUGGGGCAGGAUUGCGAGCUCCUGCACGAGGUGUGCGGCUGGAUCAACGCCAAGUCCACCAUCCCGGUGUGGGCCAAGAUGACGCCCAACGUGACGGACAUCAGCAUGCCCGCCCGCACCGCGCUGGCUGCUGGAUGCGAGGGCAUCGCCGCCAUCAACACCAUCACCUCGGUCAUGGGCAUCAACCUGGACACGCUGCGCCCAGAGCCAUGCGUGGAGGGCCAUACCACCCCUGGCGGCUACUCCAGCCGCGCCGUCAAGCCCAUCGCCCUGGCCAAGUGCAUGUCCAUCGCUCAGAUGAUGCGCCACGACUUCCCGCACUCAGCCGCCAGCCUGAGCGGGCUGGGGGGCGUCAACACGGGGCGGGAUGCGGCGGAGUUCAUCCUGCUGGGCUCCAACACGGUGCAGGUGUGCACCGGCGUCAUGCUGUACGGCUACCCGCUCAUCAAGAAGCUGUGCGGCGGCCUGCAGGCCUUCAUGCAGCAGCACGACUUCGCCUCUGUGGAGCAGUUCCGCGGCGCCUCGCUGCCCUACUUCACCACCCACCACGAGCUGGUGCGCAUGCAGCGCGAGGCGGUGGAGGCCAAGAAGAAAGCGCGGGUGGGGCUGGCCAAGGACGACGAGUGGAGUGGGGACGGGUUUGUUGAGGAGGCGGAGAGCAUGGUGUCCAACUGAGGGACCGCCCAGAGAGGCGCUCGGCGCUUGGGCCAGCGGCGGAGACUGAGGCUGGCGGCGCACUAGCUGGGCUAGGCAGGCAGGCAGCUAGGAAGCAGCAGUGGACCGCGGGUCGGGCAGUGCCUCUGUGGCGGCGCUGUAGCGCCAUCAGCGCAGCUGCAGGCCUGCUCGUUUUUUCAUAGUCACCGAUCAUUUUUCCUUACUUUUUCAGAUGUAUGUACCAUAUGCGCAGUAUGCUUAAACGUUCCCGUGAUUGUACUCAUUGCGUGGCACGGCAAAAAAUGUGCAACAAAGGCAUCACGUAC
Chlorella variabilis is the source of this 1642-nucleotide messenger RNA. RefSeq lists its product as hypothetical. The transcript has 11 exons. Lineage: Eukaryota; Viridiplantae; Chlorophyta; Trebouxiophyceae; Chlorellales; Chlorellaceae. Gene Ontology annotation, cellular component: cytoplasm. The record is from RefSeq and is a predicted model, not a curated record. Bases 48 to 1337 code for a protein of 429 amino acids. Gene Ontology annotation, molecular function: dihydropyrimidine dehydrogenase (NADP+) activity; NADP binding; uracil binding. Gene Ontology annotation, biological process: uracil catabolic process; thymine catabolic process.